AUGGGCUACCUCGAGUCGAAGAACUUUAUCCACCGCGACCUGGCGGCCCGAAAUAUCCUCGUCUCGCACGCGAACGCCGUCAAGAUUGCCGAUUUCGGGCUGGCGAGGCUGUUGCUGAAGGAGGCCGAGUACGAAGCACACCCCGGCGCACGGUUCCCAAUUAAGUGGACAGCCCCCGAGGCCGCCAACUUCAACAAGUUCACCACCAAGUCGGACGUAUGGAGCUUCGGCAUUCUUCUCACCGAGAUGGUGACGUUUGGACGGAUACCGUACCCAGGGAUGACGAAUGCGGAAGUGUUGCAACAAGUCGAGCAGGGCUACCGCAUGCAGUGUCCGCCGAAUUGCCCGCCCCCGCUCUACGAUAUUAUGCUUCAGUGCUGGCGUGCCGAUCCGGGAGCUGGCCGACUUGUUCGAGACGCUGGAAUGGCGACUGGAGGAGCUGUUCUCCUUUCGAUGGCUCCGAAUAUAAAGAAGCGGCCCUUUCCUAUUGACACCUCGUUCCAAGCGUUGGAUCACGACGACUAUUUACGGCAAAUGGUGCGGUCC
This is a messenger RNA of Mesorhabditis spiculigera, 546 nucleotides long. NCBI's taxonomy places the organism in Eukaryota, Metazoa, Nematoda, Chromadorea, Rhabditida, Rhabditidae. The record is from the annotation of a GenBank genome assembly.